Scomber scombrus (Atlantic mackerel) is the source of this 2123-nucleotide messenger RNA. RefSeq names its product myelin-associated glycoprotein-like. The record is from RefSeq and is a predicted model, not a curated record. NCBI's taxonomy places the organism in Eukaryota, Metazoa, Chordata, Actinopteri, Scombriformes, Scombridae. The transcript is spliced from 9 exons. The coding region runs from base 7 to 930 and encodes 307 amino acids.
ACAUCAAUGUUAAGAUCUAAGACAUGUUGCUCAUGUAAAAUGACAGAGCUCUACAACGUCUUCUGGGUCACUCUCACAAUGAAGCUGCAGGUCCUGGUUGAGCUUAGUCUCAUUUUGAGCCUGGUCUCUAAUUCAAAAGGUCUAGAAUGGGAAGUAAUUGUCAACAAAACAAUUAAUGCAACAAGCUGUGGAAAUGUGACUGUACCAUGUACGUUUAAGUAUCCAGACAGGCACCGUACAGAAAAUGUUCAGCUUUACUGGAAAUUGUUUCAGCCAAGUAAUUUUACAACUGACGACAACGACAAAAACGCAUUCCUUUUUCACGAGAAUAAAACAUUUGUAGUCGAGGAGUACAGAGGAAGGACCAGGCUCGUCGGAGACAAAAAGCAAAGAAACUGCUCCCUCGAGAUCACCAACAUCACGGCUAAUGAGACAAAAAUCUAUUUGAGAAUUAUCGCAAAAGACAAUUAUAGUUUCAUAAAUUACCCUGUCUCCAUUAUUUUGUCUGGUGUUAAACCAGACAUUAUUAACCAAAAUAUAACUCAAGAUAUUACAAGUCCCCCAUUCACUACUACUCAAGCUGAAACCUCGUCUUCAGUACCAUGGUAUAUCAUCUUUAUACCAGUCACUGCGAUCAGUCUGAUCAUCAUUUUUGUCAUUGGAAUUGUUUGUUACAAACUCAAAAGAUCAAAGUCUUUUACCAGGGAGGACUCUGGAUAUUACGCAAAUUUUAGCAGAGCAUCCUCAAACCAGGCCAAGAGAAAAGAAUUGGGCAAAAAACAAGACAACACAGAACUACCUGAACUGAAGGCCUUUGAUGAACCUGUCUACAUCAACCUGGAGGCCCCCGCAGGUCAGAUGGAACAACAUAUGGAUCAAAGUAUAGGUCAUACGGACAAUAUUUAUGCUAACAUGGAUUAUUCUCAAUAGUUAAAAAACUGUAUUUCACAACUCUAUUUGAACUUCCUCUUUAAAGCUAUCUUUGUAUUUUGCAUUGUUUUGCAUGUGUGUGUGUGUGUUUGUGUGUGUGUGUGUGUGUGGCUGGGUGGGUGUGCAAACGUGUCGUGUUGUUGAAUGCAUGAUGCCUGGAUUCUCUUAUCAUGAGGAACAAAGGAUGUAUUCCCUUACCUGAUUUUAUCAAAGAAAGACUAUGUAUCACUGCAAAACAAAGAACAGCUGGCUUACAAUCAUGACUUAUUUACUGAUAAAUGAUUUAUGGCUGCACAAUUUGUGAGAUGCCAGCCAGAUAUUGUUGUGGAUUUAUAACGUGUGAGCAUUGUAUGGUUCAUAAUAUGUUUGCAUGUUUUAUGUUUCUAGGCAAAAUCGUCUCUGUUAUCAGUUUGUAUGUUUUUAAUAAGGAAGUAAAGUACUGUGUAUCACAGCUGAGCUGACAAUGGUAGCGCCAGUUGACGGGAGCGCCAUUGCUAAGAGCAACUGAUUCACUAUAGUCAGUUCAGUUUGAAAGUUCAGCUUUAGGUAUUUGUUCGUACAUAUUUACUGGUCACAUAUUGUCAAGAAUAAACAUUCUUGACAAGCGUUAAGGUUCACAGUUCGUCCAGCUUACCUGCUUUUACAGCUGGUACAUCUAGCAAAUGUAUCUGGUGAACCUUUACAGUGUCAUGAUAGUACACAAUUUGUAAAAAAUUGGAAUUUGACCAUUGCCAAACAUAUGAUAUUCUUUAUUAUAUUAUACUGCAGUUUAACGAGCAUUGAGGAUGCUCAACUUAGUGCUGUGUUGGGCUACUGUAGGAUGCAGGAAGUAAUAUCAAGCAUUUAGCACAUCAGUUUUGCAAGGUGUUUGUAACAGCUCAACUGGAGUUCUGUUUUCUGUGGAACUUUUGCAUGAAAUCUUAAAAAGCCAGUCAAAAGGCUAGGGAGGAGUUAAAAGCUGUAUAACUUCACCUGACAAAUUUCAGGUUUGGUUAUGUCAGUUACUUCUAGUCUUUCUUAACAUGUUUGCCAAUUCACUUCCUGUCAUCUGUGCUGGGGCAGACACUUCUGUUUUUUUGUUGUUUUUUUUCCUGAGUUGGUCUCUUAUACAGAGACUAAAAUAUUAUUUGUGAUAUGACAUUUAAGUUAAGGACUGUGCUGAAAAUAAAGCGUUAAAAGUGUCAUCCCUUGUC